Messenger RNA from Apaloderma vittatum (bar-tailed trogon), 1714 nucleotides. RefSeq names its product S-phase kinase-associated protein 1 (gene SKP1). Gene Ontology annotation, biological process: SCF-dependent proteasomal ubiquitin-dependent protein catabolic process. Gene Ontology annotation, molecular function: cullin family protein binding. The transcript has 5 exons. Gene Ontology annotation, cellular component: nucleus; cytoplasm. NCBI's taxonomy places the organism in Eukaryota, Metazoa, Chordata, Aves, Trogoniformes, Trogonidae. The record is from RefSeq and is a predicted model, not a curated record. Bases 16 to 507 code for a protein of 163 amino acids.
GUCCUUCUCUUGUAGAUGCCUUCAAUUAAACUGCAGAGUUCCGAUGGAGAGAUCUUUGAAGUUGAUGUUGAAAUUGCAAAGCAGUCUGUGACUAUAAAGACUAUGCUGGAAGAUUUGGGAAUGGAUGAUGAAGGUGACGAUGACCCAGUCCCUCUUCCGAACGUUAAUGCCGCUAUCUUAAAAAAGGUGAUUCAGUGGUGCACCCAUCACAAGGAUGAUCCACCUCCUCCAGAGGAUGAUGAAAACAAAGAAAAAAGAACAGAUGACAUCCCUGUGUGGGAUCAAGAGUUUCUGAAAGUAGACCAAGGAACACUUUUUGAACUUAUCCUGGCUGCAAAUUACUUGGACAUCAAAGGUUUGCUUGAUGUCACAUGCAAGACAGUUGCAAACAUGAUCAAGGGGAAAACUCCAGAAGAAAUUCGCAAGACAUUCAAUAUUAAGAACGACUUCACUGAGGAGGAAGAAGCACAGGUACGUAAAGAGAACCAAUGGUGUGAAGAGAAGUGAAGUAUUGUGCCUGACACUCGAACACUGUAAGGAUUGUUCCAAAUACUAGUUGCACUGCUCUGUUCAUAAUUGUUAAUAUUAGACAAAUGCAGCAGCAAAUGAAGUUGUGUUAGCAGGAUAUCGUUCCUUUUGCAUGUGCAGUGUUUUUUUGAGUACAAAUUUCAAUCUUCUGAGUUUUUACUAGUGUAAUUGGAUGUCUUUUUACUUUGCAACGAAUAAAACCGAUCUAAGUGUGGAUUCUGUAUGGGAAGUAGCACUUAAGGUAAACCAUUUUCAUUACGCUUUUAACCUGUUCAAGUUCAGUUACAGUGCUAGGGAUUGACUCCAUUGUAAAUAAAGCCACCUAUGCCUUCUUCCUCAAGAAGAACAGAACACUUGUAUUUACAGGGUAUUGGUAGCUUCAGAAAGAAAAACUAGAAUGUGUCUUGGGGAACUAGGUAAAGUGAGAAAAGUUACAGGAUUUCUUCCAAAACCAUCGUGAGGAAGAUGAGUGUUAAAGUGUGCAUUGAAAAGGAAAAGAGAAAAAAUAUUUGACCACUUUCUUGUCCUGUUAAACUUUCCUUAUAGACUAGUGGAAGAUGUGAUCUAGAACUAAGCAAGCUCCUGACAGUUCAAUUUGAAUACUUCAACCAUGUCUUGAAGACCUGCCUCUAGCUGGUAGCAGAUGAAAAGUGUGUUGCUUUAUGCACAGGAUGGUGUGUUUUUAUAUGUUGUUAUUAGAAGUGGAAUCCAGAUUUGACCAAAAAAUACUGACAUUACCAAAGUUAAUACUAUUGACCUGUGCAUGCCAUUAGUGGCUGGUUUUUAGGCAAUUUUAAACAACCCUUGUGAUGUAGCUCUUUAAAACAUGGUUUAAUGUGUCCACAGGAAAUCUUCUGCCUCUGUAUGUGAUACUUUAGCUUGUAGAGACUUAAUUAUUGCAUACAAAGCUAAUGCAAUAUCAAGCUUAACUUCUUUGGACAAAGCCACUUGCAACUAGUUAAACAGUAACUGGUUUUCUGAUUUUUUUUUUUUUUUUUUACAGUUCCCUUAUAGGGAGUAGGGGAUGGGUUGUGUGGUAGAUCUUUGAGGUGUGCUCUUAGCUUGUAUUGCAUUCCAUUCUCUGUAUAAACGUUAGAGUAGAACGAACCUUAAUAAACAUACUUAUCUCACUUUAAAUAUCAGUGUUUCACUUCUGAAUUAAUAAAGGGCUUUUAAACUUUGGUUU